Messenger RNA from Ascochyta rabiei, 417 nucleotides. RefSeq lists its product as uncharacterized. The transcript is spliced from 3 exons. The record is from RefSeq and is a predicted model, not a curated record. Bases 1 to 417 code for a protein of 138 amino acids. Lineage: Eukaryota; Fungi; Ascomycota; Dothideomycetes; Pleosporales; Didymellaceae.
AUGUACGAACGCACUCGACACGGCGUCGGCCCCUUCGGACGCACCCUAUUCGCGAUCAUCUGGGCCUCGCUCUCGAUUCUGUUCCCGAUCAUCUGGAUGAUUCCCACAAAGUCAACCAUGGCAUUCUACGGCUCUGAUCUGGUCUUCACAGCGGGUUGGGCCGCCGCAUUCGCGCUCCUCGUGGGCUGGUUCGAUGGCACAAACUGCGGCAGUGCGUGGUCUUGGGCUGGCAUCAGCUUGUCGCGCGGCAAUCACUGUGGUCAGUGGCGCGCGGCGCAGGCCUUUUCUUUCCUGAGCUUGGUCGUGUGGUUCACGACUUUCGUGCUGGGCGUUGUUACGUACUACCGCUUGGCUUGCCAGCCUGUAGUGAAUGAAGGCCCUGGGAAGAGCUUUGGCGGUCGCCGCUCGCGCGUUUGA